AUGAUGGAUACAUUUAUAAGUGUCUAUGAUGAAAAAAUUCGUCCAUUGAUGGACAAAAUUGAUCAAGCUCGGUCAUUAUUAUCAUGGAGCAAUGAUGGCAUUACUUUUCCCAACGUUGUUGUCGUUGGUGAUCAGUCAAGUGGUAAAUCAACAUUACUAGAAUCAUUAUCAUUAGUCGAACUUCCAAAAGGCUCCGGUAUUGUCACUAGAUGUCCAUUAGUGUUAAGAUUACGUAAAUCUAGUGUACGACGAUUAUACCGCUUGAAUGGCAAUGAGAAAGUUAUACUUGAUGAAAGAAGAACCAAUAUACUAAAGUAUAUCGAGGAAGAAACAAAGAAAUUGGCCGGUGAAAAUAAAAAUAUUGUUCAAGAUUUAAUUGAACUACAAGUAGACGAUCCUAAUGUACGGGAUUUGACCAUGGUCGACUUGCCUGGCAUUGCGCGUAAUCCUAUUGCCGAUCAGCCAAAAGAUAUUCAUAAACAAACAACAAAUUUAAUUCGUCACUUUAUUUGUCAGGAAGGUAGCAUUAUUUUAUGUGUUUUUCCGGCGAAUGUUGAUAUUGCAACCGUUGAAUCAUUCACAAUAGCACGUGAAUUCGAUCCGACAGGUGUACGAACGAUUGGCGUUAUAACAAAAUCUGAUCUUGCUUUAAAUCAUGAUAUGUUAAUACAACAAUUGUUAAUGCAUCGACCUGACGUACUUCAUUUGAAAUUAGGCUUUAUUGCUGUUCGUAAUCGCAGUACUACUGAAAGAAUUUCACUAGAAGAUGCUCGUAAACGUGAAAAAGAAUUUUUUAGUCAGCAUCCUGCCUCGCGUAUUACUGGGCAUUGCCUUGGCAUUGACGCACUUAUUAAUCGAUUAGCUGAUUUAUAUUCUGAUCGGGUUAAAGAAACAUUUCCGAAAAUGCGAACCGAUAUACAAACAAAAUUGAAAGAAGUUCGCGAACAAUUAUCAAAAUUUCCGCCAGAUUUAGAAUCGACUUCUGCACGAUUGGCCAAAUAUUACGAAUUAUCUGAUUGGUAUGUAGAAAAUAUCAUUAAAGAACGUUUUAAGAGCUUAAAUGAUGGUCGGCAUACUAGUAUAAUUAAUAAUUUGCAUGACAAAUUCAAAAAAGCUCAAGAUAUCAUAAGAAAUCAAGAUAAGGAAUUUUUUUCACGAAUAUAUCAUUCUAAAGUUCACAAUGCCAUGUUAGCAUGCUUUGGUGAGCAAUUAGCAAAUUUUCUACCACAUCCGGUAUUGAAACGUUUCAUAUGUGAAAAGAUUGAUCAACUUUGGUACGUAAUCGAAGUGCUUAUCGAAGAAAGUUUUCAUAUGACAUCUACACUACUAUUGGAUAAUGAUCAAGAUGCUUGCAAUGAGGAUAUUUUGCUAUUAAAAUUGCUACCGGUAUUUCGUAAUGUUGUUUCUAUGUACUUGAAAAAAAAAAAACAAGCAGUGCACGAUCAAUUGCAAGAAAUAAUCCAACUAGAAAAACAUGAGCCGUAUACUUUGAAUCAUUACUACAUGACUACGAUUAAUAAAUUUAAAGAGUAUAUAGCAGAGCAAAAAUCUGGCAGAACGGAUGGGAAAAUGCAUUUGUCUGUGACAAUUAACGACGAUGACGAUGAUAAGUCAGUCGUUGAUGCCAUCUCGAAUGAUGGCCAAGCAGUACAAGAUAUGAUAAUUAGUAUUUAUGCGUAUUGGAAAUUGUUAAUGAAACGUCUCAUCGAUUAUGUAGCUUUGUCUAUACGUGCAGGAUGCGUCUUUGACAUAUGUCCUGGUAUACGAGAACGCUUGAGACAGAUUCCUGUCGAACAAUCUGAUCUCGUCGAUGCAUAUCUUGCUGAGGAUACGGUUGUUCGAGCUAAACGACAACAAUUACAACAGACGAAAGAACGGUUGGAGAAAGUCAACGCUAUACUUGGCGGUGAUCAAACAGGCAAUGAUACGUUUGCUAGUGGUACAAUGUCAAUUGAAAAUUCUCCAUCGAUGACUUUAGAUAAACUUGCAAAAAAUCUAACUUCCACUAAUGCCAUUGAAAAUGAUGAUCCUUGA
Molecule: messenger RNA, 2034 nt
Organism: Rotaria sp. Silwood2
Lineage: Eukaryota; Metazoa; Rotifera; Eurotatoria; Philodinida; Philodinidae
Source: the annotation of a GenBank genome assembly